Molecule: messenger RNA, 1834 nt
Organism: Erpetoichthys calabaricus (reedfish)
Lineage: Eukaryota; Metazoa; Chordata; Cladistia; Polypteriformes; Polypteridae
Gene: mtg1
Product: mitochondrial ribosome-associated GTPase 1
Exons: 11
Coding region: 92-1051 (319 amino acids)
Cellular component (GO): mitochondrion
Molecular function (GO): GTPase activity; GTP binding
Source: RefSeq, a predicted model, not a curated record
UUUAGGCUACACACUGUAGAGUUAAGCAUUUGUUGGUACUAGUGCUGGCUGCACGUGACCAUACCGAAAUACCAAACCGAUCUGCAAAGACAUGAGAACGUCUGUGUUGUUGAAAAACAUCGCAAAAUUUAGGAAUGUUUUUGAUUUUGGCGACCGAAAUGUCGUGAGUUGGUUCCCUGGUCACAUGGCGAAAGGAUUAAGACAGAUGAAAGCCUCGCUGAGAAACGUUGACUGUGUCAUUGAAAUUCAUGAUGCCCGAAUUCCUCUUUCUGGUCGCAAUCCUAUGUUAAAAGAAAGUUUAGACAUUAAGCCACAUCUUUUAAUUUUGAAUAAAAUGGACUUGGCAGAUCUAUCACAUAAACAGAGAAUUCUAAAAGAACUGAACAACCAAGGUAUAAACAAUAUCCUUUUCACAGACAGCUUUAAACAGCAUGAUGCAAGUAUAAAAAAGGUAGUUCCUGCUGUAAUAAAUCUUAUUGAAAACAGUUAUCGAUAUCAAAGAGAAGAGAAUAUGGAAUACUGUCUAAUGGUUGUAGGUAUCCCAAAUGUUGGAAAGUCUUCCAUGAUAAAUGCCAUUAGAAGAGUACACUUGAAAAAAGGGAAAGCUUCCAGAGUUGGAGGACAACCAGGCAUAACAAGAGCAGUCUUGUCCAAAAUUCAGGUGAGUGAGAGGCCACCUCUAUAUUUAUUGGACACUCCUGGCGUUCUUCCUCCCAAGAUAGAAAGUUUAGAACAUGGAAUGAAGUUAGCUUUGUGUGGAACUAUUUUAGAUCAUUUAGUUGGUGAAGAUGUAAUAGCCGAUUAUCUCCUUUUCAUGUUGAAUCGUCUUGAAAACUUUAGUUAUGUUGAAAAAUAUAAAUUAACAGAACCCUGUGAUAAAAUUCAGGAAGUCCUAAAAAAGGUAGCUAUUAUGCAUGGAAAAUUCCAAAAAGUGAAAGCCAUUACUGGAGUUGGAAAUAUUACAAUCACUGUACCAAAUUAUAAUGCUGCAGCUGCUGAUUUUGUCAGAGCCUUUAGAAAAGGAGAUCUUGGAAAAGUGAUAUUGGACUGAAGAGUAAAGGCUACUCAGUAUUGUCCCAUGGACAGAAGUAGGUUAUAACUUCAGACUUUAUUGUAAAUAUUUUUACAAAUCGGAUUCAAAUGUUAUGUAAAUUAUUGUUAGUUCAGUAUUUGUUAAAAUGUAAAUUUGCAUAUGUGAACAUUUUGAAUUGUAAAAUAUGUACCUUACUGACACUGUGAAAUUUGGCUGGAAAAAUGAAUUGUGUACAUCAUGUAUUGCUUUCAGUUUAAAUAAAGCACAGUAUUUCUAAAAAAACAAAAUUGUAUUAACAGCUUUUAAUGUGUUCUGAUGUUUACUGCAUACAUUAAGAAAACAUACAUUUUAGUAUAUGUGCCUUAAAAUUGUAAUAGUUUUGGGAAAAAGCAGAGUUUUCCUAAUAAAUGAAUGGAGACUCGGUUGUUUUUCCUAUUUCUUAUGUAAAUGCAUCAAAACAUUCUUAAACUUGCUUAAUUUAAUUUAGGGUCAUGGAAAACUGGAGUCUGUCCCGGCAACACUGGGUACAAGGUAGGAAACAGACCUGGAUAGGAUGCCAGUCAAGCUGUCAUACACACACACUGCCAUAAUCACAUUUGGACAAUUUAGAAUUAAUAGUUAACCUAAAGUGCAUGUCUUUGCGGAUGUGGGAGGGGAAGCCAGACUACCCAGAGGAAAACUUGUGCAUACAAAGGGAGAAAAUGAUAACGCCCAACACACAACCACCAGGAGCAGGAUUCCAACUGAGGUCAUUGGAUCUGUGAGGUUGCAGUGCUUACCACUUUGGAAAGAAAUUUUUGU